This is a messenger RNA of Canis lupus familiaris (dog), 5566 nucleotides long. RefSeq names its product pseudouridine synthase 7 like (gene PUS7L). Gene Ontology annotation, molecular function: RNA binding; pseudouridine synthase activity. NCBI's taxonomy places the organism in Eukaryota, Metazoa, Chordata, Mammalia, Carnivora, Canidae. Gene Ontology annotation, cellular component: nucleus. Bases 1068 to 3335 code for a protein of 755 amino acids. Gene Ontology annotation, biological process: pseudouridine synthesis. The transcript has 9 exons. The record is from RefSeq and is a predicted model, not a curated record.
CAGGCUCCAUGCACCGGGGGCCCGACGUGGGAUUCGAUUCCGGGUCUCCAGGAUCGCGCCCUGGGCCAAAAGCAGGCGCUAAACCGCUCCGCCACCCAGGGAUCCCCCGCGUCUCUUUUUAAAAUGGGAGCCUGCCCCUUUAAGGACGCCGCGCUCGGCGGCUGAAGUAGCUAGGACUUCCGGACAUGCGCAGAGCGUUGUGCCCGGGAUUCCUUAACCUGCAGCUGAGGUAGACCGGGUCGAGCUUCUCGCAGGAUGUGGGGCUUCUGUGGGCGGGGGGCGAGGAUGAGGGUCGUAGCGUUGGGACCCUGACUUUGUGCCCGCGAGAGGAAGGCGACUUGGGCUAGUAUGGGCUUUGGGGCAGGGGGGGAAGGGGAGGGAGAAGCUGGAGGAGCGGCGGGCCGGGCGGGGCCGGGGGGCUCCUGAUGCGCGGGAAGGCCACACCGCGGCCGCCGGGAGCCCGGAGUUGUGCGAAUCGGUGACCGAAAGCGCGUAGGAGUGAGUUCAGCCGAGCGCUGCUGUUUGAAGGACGAGCACGAGGGAGGAAGCUCUGCCUGCUGCGUUCCCAGCGUCUCCCCAGAAUUUGCCGUCAGCCUGCGUUAUCCCCCAGCCCGGGGCCAGCCCACCUGCCUCCUGUCCUCCUGCCCCUCCGCCUCGCUGUCCCGGCGGCAGCCGGCUGCUCAGCGUCACUGCGUCUUGGUGCCGGACUCCACGUGGGCGCCUUGGGCCGCUCUCACGAGGUGCUGGUCGUAAGCCCCUGAGCCUUGCGUUCUUCCCGAGGGGGUUCUACGUCACCCGCAGCUCAGGAUGCCUUCCUGUCUUCUUCCUUUGCCUGCAGAAGGCCUGGGUCGUUUUCCUCACCGGGCGCAUCCCUGCUCUUGACCACGUGGCUUUCCAACUCUUGGAAGAUCUUCAUCGCGUUCACCUGCUCAGGGCCGUCGUUCAUCUUACUAAGACGUCUUUUUGGAGUGUGUGUGUCAUUUUCCUGCUCAAACACCUCCAGUAGCUGUAUAUUGAUCACCCAGCGGUUUCUUUCUUUUUUAUUCAAAGCUUUUAUUUAUUUAUUCAUGAGAGACGCAGAGAGAGAGGCAGGCUCCGUGCCGGGAGCCCGAGGUGGGGCUCGAUCCCGGGUCUCCAGGGUCACGCCCUGGGCCGAAGGCGGCGCUAAACUGCUGAGCCCCCCCUGGGCUGCCUACCCUCAGUGGUAUCUAAGAUCUUGGCAUUGUUAUUUAAGGAUGGAAGAGGAUACAGAUUUUAGAAUCAGGUUUAGUUCUUUGGGUUUCAUUACUGAUCACAUUGGAUUUCGUGGCACUAUAAAAAGCUCACCAAGUGACUUCGUUGUUAUAGAGAUUGAUGAGCAAGGACAGCUAGUUAAUAAGAGCACCAGUGGCCUGAUUAAUAAAGUACUACCUGAGCCAAAUAAUUUUGCCAAAAAAACAAAACUUGAUUUUCAAAAUAUAUCCUGUCAAGAGGGCAGCAACCAAGAAGUCAAUACUUUCACCAAGUGCUCUGAUGAUGACCAAAAUCAUCAGUCUGGUUCAGAAAAGGAAGAUACUAUCAAUGAUGGAACUUCCAAAGGUGAAGAAGAAAAAGUUCAUGUUUUAGGCAACUUGUUAGAUGAAAAAACUAAUGACUUACUGACUCACUUUGCCUUUGACAUAAAAGAGAAGUGGAAUUCUAAGACUGAGCUCAUUGGAUCAUCUCCUGAAUUCUCAUUAGGCAGGAUCCUUGACAAGAACCAGAGAGCUAUUUUGCAUAGUGCCGUCAGGCAGAAAUUCCCCUUUUUAAUAACUGUAGGUAAAAACAGUGAGAUUGUUGUAAAACCAAAUCUUGAGUAUAAGGAACUCUGUCACUUGGUAUCUGAGGAAGAAGCACUUGACUUUUUUAAGUAUUUGGAUGCAAAGAAAGAAAAUUCCAAAUUUACCUUUAAACCCGACAUGAACAAAGAUCACAGAAAAGCUGUCCAUCAUUUUGUCAACAAAAAAUUUGGAAACCUUGUGGAGACCAAAUCUUUCCCUGAACUCAAUUACAAUGCUGCUAAUCCAAACAUAGCAAUAACAGUAAGAUUCCGGGAAAAGAAACACAAGCACAGGAAGAGGUCUCUUUUUGAAUGCCAAGAUCAAAAAGUUAUAUACACAGCUUUUACCUUACGAAAAGAAAAUCUGGAAAUGUUUGAAGCGCUUGGAUUUUUAGCUAUCAAACUUGGUGUGAUUCCUUCAGAUUUCAGUUAUGCAGGCCUUAAAGACAAGAAAGCCAUCACUUAUCAAGCAAUGGUUGUUAGAAAAGUGUCUCCAGAGAGGUUGAAGAAUAUUGAAAAAGAAAUUGAAAAGAAACGAAUGAAUGUGUUUAAUAUUCGAUCUGUGGGUGAUUCCCUUAGACUUGGUCAGCUCAAAGGAAAUCACUUUGAUAUUAUCAUCAGAAAUGUAAGAAACCAAAUAAAUGAUUCUACAAACCUGAGAGAGAGAAUUUUGGAGGCAAUAGAAAAUGUUAAGAAUAAGGGGUUUGUAAAUUAUUACGGACCACAGAGAUUUGGAAUGGGAAGGAAAGUUCACACCGACCAGAUUGGAUUGGCUUUGCUGAAGAGUGAAAUGGUGAAGGCUGUAAAAUUAUUUCUUACACCAGAAGACUUGGAUGAUCCUGUGAAUAGAGCAAAGAAAUAUUUUCUUCAAACUGAGGAUGCAAAAGGCACACUUUCAUUGAUGCCUGAAUUCAAAGUUCGAGAGAGAGCACUGUUGGAGUCAUUGCAUCGCUUUGGCAUGACUGAGGAGGGUUGUAUCCAGGCGUGGUUUUCUUUUCCCCAUUCUAUGCGCAUAUUCUACAUUCAUGCAUAUAGCAGCAAAAUUUGGAAUGAGGCAGUAUCUUACAGACUUUCAACUUAUGGAUCAAGAGUAGUAGAGGGUGAUUUGGUCUGUUUGGAUGAAGAUAUUGAUGAUGAACACUUCCCAAGUAGUAAAGUUCAUCUAGUAACUGAAGAAGAGGAGUCAGCUAGCACAUAUGCGAUACAUCAGGUGGUUCUUCCAGUGCUUGGAUACAACAUUCAGUACCCAAAGAACAAAGUUGGGCAGUGGUACCAGGACACACUUAGCAGAGAUGGACUACAGACGUGUAGGUUUAAAGUACCGACUCUAAAACUCAAUGUUCCAGGAUGCUAUAGACAGAUAUUGAAACAUCCCCAUAAUGUUUCAUACCAACUAAUGGAAGAACAUGAUACUGAUGUCAAAACUGAAGGUUCCCACAUUGAUGAAACAACUUUAUCUCUUCAGAUCUCUUUCGAUCUUGACGCUUCCUGUUACGCAACAGUGUGUCUGAGGGAGAUAAUGAAGCAUGACUUUUAGAAUCACUACCCUUGCUAUAAUCAUAUAUAUAUGUGUCACUAUUUAAAAGAAAGGGAGCUAAAAUUUCUCGAGCACUUGCCACAUGCUAGAAGCCUUACAAUUGUUAGCUCCUGUAAUUACAAAACAUCCUGAUGAAGUAGGAAUUUUCAGAUGUUCUAGAAGACAUAUAGCUAGUAAGCAUCUGAACUUAAGACCCCAAAGCCUUUGUUCUUUCUAUUAUCUAAUGUUUCAGUCAUCUUUAUUCUGUGCUACAAAAUUUGUAAUCUUCUUUUACUAUUCAGGACAAAUAAUCCUACAAGAUAACAUGUAAGAAAAAAAAACAUGUUUGGAAUAAUGUUUAUAUCCUCUAGCUCCUUGCUUAGAAUGUAGAGGAAACUAGACUAUGGUGAAAGCACAUGGUUGGAGAGAAAGCGAAAUGAAGCAUUUUAUUAAUUAUUAUUGUCAUUCUUUUCUGUUUUUGAAAUUAUUGAUCAGAAUAAUUUCAUGGAGGGAAAUGUAAUCCCUCUAUUUAUGAUAGCUACCUGAGGGUAGUUUACCUCCUUUAUGAGAUAAAUUAUCUUCAGUGAAGAUUGAAAUAAAAUUUUUUGUACAAUUUAUUUAUCUCAACAUACAUUGACCCUCUUGACUUUUUUGUGAUUAUUAUUUUUUUAAAGAUUAUAUUUAUUCAUGAGAGACAGAGAGAGGGGCAGAGACACAGGCAGAGGGAGAAGCAGGCUCCAUGCAGGGAGCCCGAUGUAGGACUUGAUCCCAGGUCUCCAGGAUCACGCUCUGGGCCGAAGAUGGCAUUAAACCGCUGAGCCACCCAGGCUUCCUUCUUUGUGUGAUAUUUUUGUCUGCUAUCUAAAACCUAGAUUUUAGAGUUGGGGUUUAGAUCGGGGAGGGAUGGCAUAUAUUGAUCAGGAAAGUCUAACAUUCUUUCAUCACUGGUAGUAUAACAUGAUGAAAUUUAAAAAGCAGUAUAAAACAUUAUAUGUCAGUAAUGUGCUUUUAUAUACUCAAGUCAAACUAUUUUGGGUAUAGUAACAUCAGGAAAUAAAAUUCAAAAGAAGGAAAAAAGUUAUAUGCAAUGUAAAAUUGGCUCAUUGCAACAUUUUUAUAUAAAAUGAAAGAAACGAUAAAUAGUUUGAAAAUCCAGCAUCAGACAAAAGUAAGUAGAAUGAGGUGUAUCACCUUCAUGGCAAAACAUGUAGUUAUUAAAAGUGAUGAUACGGAUCCCUGGGUGGUGCAGAGGUUUGGCGCCUGCCUUUGGCCCAGGGCGUGAUCCUGGAGACCCGGGAUCGAAUCCCACAUCAGGCUCCCGGUGCAUGGAGCCUGCUUCUUCCUCUGCCUAUGUCUCUGCCUCUCUCUCUCUCCCUGUGUGACUAUCAUAAAUAAAUAAAAAUUAAAAAAAAAAAUAAAUAAAAGUGAUGAUAGAAGUUUAGGUAUGCAAGAAAAUGUUGCCUCUCAAAACCAGAACAGAGAUAUUAUAGAUGCAGUAUGCACACUAUGCACACCGAAUGCAGCUUUUAUAAAGAGGCAUUUUAGCAUUGUGACUAAAAGCACAGUUACUACAGAAAAACUCCCCAAGUUUGAACUGUGGCUCUGCCACAUAGCAUGUGGCCUUGGACUAGUUAUUGAAGCUUUCUGUGCCUUGGUUUCAACAUCUAUGAAAUGAGAAUGGUAUUAUACCUACCAUUAUUAUUGUGAGGAUUCACCAAGUUCAGGUAUUUACCAAAGCAGCUUGGAAAAGUACCUUCUACUUAGUUAUUGUUAAAUAAGUAUCCACAGAUGCAACGUUGGACAGAAAGGGAAAGAAUAUGAAAAUCAGUUUCUUUUUUUGUCAUUGUUUAUUUUAAUAAUAAAUGAAUCUCAGAACACAAAAAUUAGACUUUGUAGUACCAUUGGAUUUUUAAACUUAACCUUUGUCAUCUUACUACUUACUGAAAAUAAAAUGCUAUAUUAAGUGGUAAAAUAUUUAGAAAAAAUAUGCCAUUUCAUAUGGUAAAUUAUAUCCUGCAAAUGUAAUCAGAAAGUGAAUUAUGUAAAUUCUUAAAUUCUAGGUGUCUUUUAAAUGUUAAGUAGUAAUUAGUAAAUAUGAAAGUAUUAAAAUGUGCUAUCAUUGAUAUUUUCUUUGCCUGUAGAUGGCACUAUAAUUUUAGAGAUCUUAUUUAUUUAUGUAAAUACUUUAGCCACAUGUAAAGAAAGCAUCACUAAACUUAUUGGAAGUCACCAUAAAAUGUGCUCAGAUACUG